Meloidogyne enterolobii is the source of this 2061-nucleotide messenger RNA. The record is from the annotation of a GenBank genome assembly. Lineage: Eukaryota; Metazoa; Nematoda; Chromadorea; Rhabditida; Meloidogynidae.
AUGAACAAGUCUGGAAGUGACGAUUCCGAAUUUGAAACUUCAUCAAGUUCUGGACAGUUAUCGCCGACUGAAGAACUCCAUUUUUUAUCUCCAAGAUGGAGUUUUUGGUUACAUAUUGCGGAUCGAAACAGAUCAUGGUCCGACUGCAUGGAACAGCAAUGUAUUAUCGGCUCAAUUGAAGAUUUUAUUGCACUCAAGUAUCGUAUCUUGCCACCUAGUCAACUUCCUUUGGUUGAAAUUUGUUAUUACGUUUUCAAAGAAGGCAUUAAACCGAUGUGGGAGGACCCUCAUAAUCAAGGUGGAGGUUCCAUUGAAAUUGUGUUUGGACGUCAAUAUCAAUACACUCGUUUGGAUAAACUUUGGUUUGAUCUCUUAGAGUUAUUAUUCGCUGGCCAAUUUGACGAGCAUAACAACAAGAUUUGUGGGUUGUCAUUUGCAAUGCGUUUUCGUGGCUACACAAUCUCCCUUUGGAUUAGUGAUGUCAGCACUGUUCAUGCUUAUUUUCCCAUACUUGGAGUACUUGAAUUAUUUAGACUUUUAAUGCUCUUCUACCGCGAUCACCAUCAGUGGGAUGCUUUUAGAACUCAUCCUCGACUUAAACGAACGCCGCAAAAAUCUCACGCUCAUUACAUUCGUUGGUUACAAUGGUUAAAGUUUAUUCUUCUCGAAUCCUUCCGAGCUACUGGACUUUCACUCGCCGUUUUGAAUAUAUUUCCAUUAUUGGACGUUUCGCGUUGUAUAAUGUUCACCUGUGCCUUUCACUGCUUUUACUACAUCAAAAAUGCUCUCCAAAAUUUUCAUCGCUCUUUUGACCUGAACCGUUCAAUCCGAUGGCGUUUUGCAUGCAUUACCGCAAGUCUACCAUCUGCUUUUCUUUUUGCCUUUCUAUUUAGUGCUGGCUAUUUAUGGGCGCUUUUUGAUGGCCAUCCAAAGUUUAAAUUUGGUGUGUUACUUACCAUUUCUUUUACUCUUUGCUCUCUUGGUUUUUGGGAGAGUUGGGUGGACACUAAACAAAAGGAGGGUCUUUUUCAAGAACUUUAUGAGAUUAAAUAUGGCAUGAGAAAACUUAAUCCAGAAACAAGAAUGGUUGCUUCAUUUCUUCGCUUUUUGUGCACGUCAUCAGUUCUUUAUUUUUCAUUGAGGCAUCAUAAUAUUCCUGUAGGAACAUUAAUUUUAAUGUUAUUCAAAAGCAAAGAAGGAGUAUUUGGAGAUCAAGCAAAGAUUUUUAUUUUUGCGUUUAUCUCAUUGGCACUCAAUUUUUACCUUCGUAUUUGCUUUCGUUUUUUGGCGGCAAUGCGUCUAAAUUUGUUUACGUGUAUUCAUCCAGUGUUUUUAUCAACUCCAUUGCUUUUAAUGAAUUUUUAUGGAUUAUGUCAUGUACUUCCAAUUUGUCGGAUCAACGUUAUCUUAAAAUAUUUUGAUCUUAAUUUGUUUUGUAUUAAAGGUGUUAAUCCUACUGGAUCUGUAAAGGAUUAUUAUAUAACAUGGAUUUGGUUAAUUGAGUCAAUGACACCAAUGAUGAGUGGAUUGGAUAUUUGCCAGUCACUUGUUGUCUUUCGCUAUUCAAUUGCAAAGAAGGAUGUUGACUACGACUCUGAUGAAGAUGUUGAGCCUGAGGAAAGUCCUCUCCGAAUUAUAAAUGGUCACAUGGACAGAAUAAUUACCUUAUAUGUUUGUGCAACAAUGUGGCAUGAAACAAAAAAUGAAAUGACACAAAUGCUUCGAUCUAUUCUAAAACUUGAUGUUGAACAGUCUGUCCGACAAAGCGAGGAUGGAAUCAAAUUUCGAUUAGAAAUUCAUAUUUUCUUUGACGAUGCUUGGGUUGAUGACAGAGAAUGCGGAAGAGUACCCAAUGAUUACUUCAAAUUAUUAUUUGAUGUUUUAAUUGAGUUGACUAGAUCAGAAAAUGCUGAAACAGACUUGUUUACACGUGUUCUUGUCAAUACUCCGUAUGGUGGACGUAUUGUUAUGGCAUUGAGUGGAGGCGCUCUUCUCUUUGUUCAUCUUAAAGAUAAGCGUUUAAUUCGACAUAAAAAGCGGUGGUCACAGGUUUUUUUAUAA